Molecule: messenger RNA, 3344 nt
Organism: Brassica napus (rape)
Lineage: Eukaryota; Viridiplantae; Streptophyta; Magnoliopsida; Brassicales; Brassicaceae
Product: AAA-ATPase At1g43910
Exons: 7
Coding region: 288-1655 (455 amino acids)
Molecular function (GO): ATP binding; ATP hydrolysis activity
Source: RefSeq, a predicted model, not a curated record
UCAAAUUUGUGUACCGACGUAGAUCCGAAAGUUUGAUGUGACUUUCCCUUGACUAGGUGACGUCUUCCACGUUCUCAUACGGACUCGUGAGCUUUCCACCAAGUUUCCUGCACUUGCCCUGGAAAAUCCAAACUCUCUUUGUACUUUGAUAAAGUCAAAACCUUUUGACUAGACAACAAUAAUCAAACUUAUAUAAAAUCACAUAACUCUCUCUAUAAAGCACACAACUCAUCAACUCUUUACUAAAGCUGUUCAUCGUCAAGUCCCUUCUUUACUACCAAAAAAAAAUGGCGACUUUCUAUAGUCAAGUGCCUUCUGUGUCCUCUGUUUUCUCUCUGUACACAACAUUUUCUGCUAUCACGAUGCUUCUGCGCACAAUCCUCAACGAGGUAGUCCCAAAGGGAAUCAGAGAAUACAUCACCGUGAAACUUGUGGACUAUUUCUCGUCUUACUUUCAGUCUGAUUUCACGUUCGUGAUCGAGCAACACUGGGGAGAGUAUGUGGAGAACCAGACUUUCCGUGCGGCUCAAGUUUACUUACCCACUCGUCUCGCCGGGCUCUCCACCGGAAAACUUCUCGUGGGUUCCAACAAUCUGAAGAAUCCAACGGCUCAGCCGAACCUAGGGAUUCCUGUAGACACCAAAAUCAUGGACGAGUUUGAAAGGAUUCAUCUUGAGUGGACUCUUCACAACGUUAAAUCUAAGGGGAGGCGCGAGAAACGGUACUUUCAUCUGACGUGUAAGGAGUUUCGUGAGAAGAUAAUGGCAGGUUAUUUCGCAUACGUGACGAAAUCAGCAGAGGAGAUAAUGAGGCAUCGAGAGAAUCUACAGAUCUUCACAUACAACAAAGAAGAUUCUGACUGGGAGUCCGCCAUUUUCGAGCACCACACCACCUUCGAGACGCUUGCCAUUGAGCCAGACCUCAAGACAACAUUGAUCGAUGAUCUUGAUGCUUUCUCUAAAGGAAAAGACUUCUUCAGGAGCGUGGGACGUGCCUGGAAACGUGGAUAUCUUCUUUACGGCCCACCUGGUACCGGAAAAUCAUCUAUGGUGGCUGCUAUUGCUAAUCACAUGAAGUAUAAUAUCUAUGAUCUCCAGAUUCAGAGCGUUAAAGACGAUGGUGAGUUGCGUGAGAUUCUCACCUCUACCACGAACCGGUCAAUUCUUCUUAUUGAAGACAUCGAUUGUGGAUCUGAUGCUUCUCGGAAACGUCAUACCAAAGAAAAGGAAGAAGAUGAUGAUGACUCCAAAAAGGGAAAGAACAAGUAUGAAGAUGGGAUAUCUUUGUCUGGUCUACUGAACUUUGUGGACGGACUUUGGUCGAGCUGCGGAGAAGAAAAGAUCAUAAUUUUCACAACCAAUCACAAGGAAAUGCUCGACCCGGCGUUGCUUAGGCCGGGAAGGAUGGACGUUCAUAUUCUCAUGGACUAUUGCACACCGCUUGUUUUCAAUAAACUUGUGUCUUUAUACCUCAAGAUUGAUGGUCACAUCCUGUGUGAUUCUAUUGAGAAGCUUGUUCUUGACGUGAACACAACUCCGGCCGAAAUCACCCAGCAACUUAUGGCGAGCAAGGACGCUGAUAUUGCGCUCAAAGGUGUUAUCGAAUUCUUAGAAACCAAGAAAAAUAAAAAGGAAGAUGAUACAAAAGUGGAGUAAGAUGGAUAUAUCAUAUAAUAUCCAAGAUGCUGGGACCAAAGAAACAGAAACAUAAUAAUUGGAUCUCUAGUGCUUUUAGUUAUCUUAAAGAAUAAUUAGAAAAAAACUCUGUAUUCGGUUCUUUUCAGCAAUAAAUAUCGUUUCUGCAGACACAUUGUAAUGUCAAAAUAUUAGAGAACAUAAAGAAGUCUCUCAUAAGUCAUAAUUAUAUCCUUUUUUCACUUAGAGCAUGUUUUUAAUUGCAGGUUCUUAAGUGCAAUUCUUAGCUAAUUUGUAAUUAAAAAAAAAAAGGUAACUAGGUAAGCAGCGAGUCUUAAAUAAGGAGUGGAAGAAUAGCCACGUGUUUAAGAUGUAUUAGGUUUUGAGUUUGAGAGGAAAAGAAAAGAAAAAAGAAAAGAAAAGACGAAAAGAAACAAACGCCUCUUUCUAUUCAUUAAAGAAGACGAUCGGUGGUCGGCUCCUCGAAGAAUAUGGUGGGUUGAUUUUGACGACGAAGAAUCUCGGUGGUGGUGGCUAUCCCAUUCAAGAAUCUCAUCGGUCUCGUCGACGAAGAGAUGUCGGUGGCUCUCCUCGACUAAGAAUCUCGGUGUCUCUCAGCGACGGCGAGUCUCUGUGGCUCAACGGAGAAAAUCUCGGUGGCUCUCCUUUACGAAGAGAAUCGUCGGUUGAUGCUAAGUGUAAUCGAUGAGCAAAGCUAAGUAAUUUCGUUUUUAUUUUUCAAUUCCUCAAUUUUGCAUGUGUUUGAUUUUGGUCCUUCUUGUACGUUUUUGAUGUUUAGUCUGUAAAUCUGAUUUCUUCAAUUGCAGAUUGAAGUUCCAUUGAAGAGACAAUCAUUUAUUCUCUGGAGAGACAAUCGAUCUUCUCUAUAAACUCAAGAUGAGCAUUAUUUAAAAAAAAAAAAAAAGUAAUGGCCCAAAAUCUAGAAGGGAGCAAAGAAGAAGAAAAUUAAAACGCCGUCGCGGCAAUACUCUGAACGUCUGUCGUCGCCAAACACCUCCCGGAGCAAAAGAUCUUGUCGACGGAUCCUCUGCAGAAGAUGGAUAUAAUAUCACAGUUGCAAGAACAAGUGAACUCGAUAGCUGCAAUCACUUUCAAUGUUUUCGGUACACUCCAACGAGAUGCUCCUCCCGUCCAGCUUUCUCCUAAUUACCCUGAUCCUCCACCCUCUGCUCCUACUACUGAUGAACCUAAGCAGCUCAGUGCCGAUCUAGUCAAGGCUGCUAAACAGGUUAGAUGAUUUGUGUUCAGUUCAUCUGUAUUGGUGCUGGUGUGGAAAAUUUUGAUACUUGUUACUUGUUUUGGUGAAGUUUGAUGCUUUGGUUGGAGCACUUCCUUUAUCAGAUGGAGGUGAAGAAGCCCAGCUCAAAAUAAUUGCACAACUCCAGAUGGAGAACCAUGUUAUUGGCCAAGAACUCCAUAAGCAAUAGAGGCUGCAGAGAAGGAGCUUAAGCAAGUUCAGGAGCUAUUUGGACAAGCAGCUGACAAUUGCCUCAACUUGAAGUAACCCGAAUGAAUUUCUUAUCCUAGCUGAUCCAUACACUAUAUGACUUGGUUCAGGAACAAUUAUGUAUUAGGUUCAGAAGUAAUAGAAGUUGUGCUUUGAUUCAUUACAAAUUGUUGUAGAUGUACAAGAAUGUUAGGUAGCUCUAAAGUCACAACAACGACAUCAUAAUUUUAACACUACCAUUA